AUGAGUACGGCGUCGAGUUCGACCAAGAUCGCUGACUCUAGUCAUGGAGUGAACGCGGAGGUGUCCAAGCGGGUGGAACUGUGCCUUGAGAAAUGUCAGUCAUAUGCAGAGUUCAAAGAAGAAAGACAUUUCAAGUUCCUUCAUUUGUUUGCGGGGCCUCGUGACGUUUUGGCUGAAGCCUUGAGGGACGAAUGCGAAAAGGAAGGGUUGAAGGUCGUGGUGGAAUCCUAUGAUAAACUCAUUGAUGCAAGCCACGAUCUUUUAGCAGAGCGGCCUUUCACGGACAUCCUGAAGAAGGCCAAAGAGGGCGACUACGAUGGUGGUCAUGCUGGAUUUCCCUGUGGGAGCUUUUCAAGGGCAAGAUACAACCUGGAAGGCGAAGGACCCAAGCCUGUGCGGUCUGGAGCCGAAAUUUAUGGCUUGGCAACAAACAGCCGAGCACAACAACAAGAAGCUGACAGAGGAACAGUGAUGGCUGUCAGGUCGGCCAUGAUCAUCAACGAGGUCAUUCAGAGUCAAAGACGCAGAGCGGUGCCGUCAGUGGGAACGUUGGAGAACCCGCCUGGAAGUGAGACAGGUGAAGAGGGACCGGCAUGGGCUCUCCCCGAAUUGAUGUCGUUUGAAAGAGACUUGGGAACGACAACAGCCUUGUUUAACACGUGCGCUUACCAGACCAAGUUGAGGUACAAGUGGUUUAAGCCAGGACGCUUCACGGGCUGCUUGGCCGAUUUGGACAGGUUGUCAAAGAAGUGCACGUGCCCUGGAUGGAGCCGACAUCAAGCUUUGAUAGGCAAGAACAUGACGUCGAGGGCGGCGGAGUACCCAGAGGAAUUGUGCAAAGCAUAUGCAGCUUUGGUUGUCAAGACGUUCAAGAACACGAUCCAAAUGGAAUGGUGGAGAUCAGUCUUGAGAAAGAAAAAGGAAGAAGUGUCAGAUGCACAGCUGAGGUGGUUGGCCAGCAAGGCCAAACGACAGUUGCCCCCGGUGACAACCCAGGAUUUGUCCGCCUCUCGAAGAGUUUGGAUGGCAGACAACGUGGAUGCUAGUGAAGGGCCUUCUGAUGGACCGUCAAAGAAGAAGAGACGGGAAGGAGAGAACGAGCACUACGUGUGGGGCAUGCGGAACCCGGCAAAGGCGGUGAGUAGACUUAGCAAGCUGGCAGAGACAGGGAAAGACAUCAGGAGAUUGUGGACAAGAUUUCUGAGAGAAUAUCCUCAAGCAGUCGAGACGGCAGAGGAGUACGGAAGUGAGAACUGCCAGUUGAAGGAGAACGUUCUCAAGGCGUGGACGGAUUGCAUCGAGCACUUCUUGAAGGUCAAGGAAUUUGAUGAAGUGGUUUUGAGACCCCCGGAGAGAUUCACAUCUCCAUUGAAUGCAAAGCUCCUAGAAGCUUGGCGAAAGCAUUCAGGUGACCCGGAGAUGGAUCUAGUGUCAUGGAUCAGAUCGGGGGCUCCGUUGGGCAUGGCAGAAAACAUCCCCUACUGCAACAUCUUCCCGAUGACGGAGGGCAAUGAAGGGGAGUUUGAAAGCAUGCCCGAAAUGGAAGCUCAGCUGGGGGCAGAGAACUACAAGAGCUUUGUUGAGGAGCCGGAACAUGCUUAUGCUGAAGUACAAAGGUAUUUGCAGAAGGGCUUUUGCAUUGAGCUGUCGGAGGAAGAGGUACGGCAGCAAUUUCCGGUUGGCACGGUGAGCAAGCUAGCACUCAUCAUCAAAACCAAGGAGGAUGGCACGAUUAAGAGGCGUGUCAUAAUUGACUUGUUGCGCAGUGGGGGCAACAGCAGAUGUCGCAUACGGGAACGCAUCGUGUUGCCGAGAAUACAAGACGUGCUGGACAGCCUGAGGUACCUGAGAGAAAACCGUUUUGGGUUGAUCUUGAGGGCACAGAAGGAGGACUGGGACGAUCAAGACCAAUGCGACGAAGUGGAACUGGUGUCAGCAGACUUGUCAGACGCAUACUGUCACUUGGCGGUCCAUGAGAACGAGCUGGGCAACUGCGUGGCGGCGUCAGUCAACCCUGGCAAGUAUCUUGUGUUCGUGGCAAUGCUGUUUGGCUUCAAGGGAGCCCCACUCAUCAUGGGAAGGUUUGCUGCGACAUUGGCGAGACUGCUACAGUCCUUGGUGCCGGCCGAUGAGAUGCAGUCACAGCUGUACAUGGACGAUCCGUUAUGGAUGUUGCAGGGUCCACGUUGGAGGAGGAGAGAAAACCUUGCGCUCAUCCUCUACAUGUGCGGGGCCUUGGGAGUGAAGCUUCAGUUUCGAAAAGGCUUCAGAGGAACGGAUGCAGUGUGGAUUGGAGUGCGCAUGGAGUUGAAGCUGGCAGAGGACGUGGUCAUCCUUUCUAUCCCGCCCAAGAUGAUGAACGAGGUCAAAACAACACUGGAGAGCUGGCAGAACAAGGGCAUGGUAGCCCUCAGGGAGGUCAGGGCUGUGACGGGAAAAUUGUCAUGGAUCUGUGGCAUCAUCGUGAGGGCUAGAUGGUGCGUCAACAUCUUGUACGCAGUCAUCGCACAGACGCUGGCAGAUGCGGAAAAGGAGCAAGACAGAGCAACCAGGAGGGACGACACAAGGCCAAAACCCUUCAUGGUGGCGGUGCACAGGAUUGAAUUGCCGCGACAGUGGUUCAUUGCAAUGUUUGAGAAGCCAGACAGGUUUGCGCUGAGGCGAGAGGGACUUCGUGAAGUACCAGCUCAGUUUGCGUUGAUCACAGACGCUUCCCCCAGAGGAGUGGGCGCCAUUUUGGCGGACAUCGACAGGAAAAGUCGAGCGAUCAUUCCGCUCGAGGCGCUGGAGAUACCCUUCACGGAGGAAUAUGCCAAAUGGAUGAGCAUACCAUGGGACGACCCGGCGGGGCAAGGGCCAUUGGAAGCUUGGGCGAUAUUGAUGGCCAUCAAGAAAUGGAAGCACCGAAUCAAGGGACAUUCCUUGCUGAUUCGGGCCGACAGCGUGGUGGCGUUGGCGACAGUCUCCAAGGCCUCUGCACCAUCUCCGGUGUUGAAUUGGAUCGGUGCUGAAUUGGCGCUGAAGACGGAGGAGCUCAACCUGGGCAAAUUCAUCACCCAACACAUUCCUGGAUCUUGGAAUGUGGAAGCUGAUUGGCUUAGCCGCCCACACCAGCGGGGCGAGAUGCCAAAAAGAUUGGUGGGGGUGCCCAUGCGUCAGUUUCCAAAGGAAAGAAUCAUGACGUCGGCCUUGAAACCCCCCGGGGUGGACGCGGCGCUGAGAUGGGGCCAAGCAUCCAAAGUGGAGCAGGGAAAUGGCGGGUUCACAGACAGUGUCACGGGGGGUCGAGGCAUCAACGCAAACUAUCUUAUGCACUCCUCCAGAUUCUUUAACCCAGAGGGACAAGGAGAAGGGCAACCGAGCAGUCACGCCAGAUCCAAUAGCAGUCUACUCCUCCUACAGAAGGGGAGGCAACAGAGAACGUCUGACACAGGACAUGGUGGUCAGAGCCUUGCCAGUACUGUCAGAUAUGGAGCAAAGAAUCGACAUGGCAAGGAUGAGAGAGAGUUGGAGAAAAUCCUAGGCAAGGGCUUGGUAGACCCAGUGGAAGUGCUGACACAAACCAAGCUCACUGGCAUGAAGCUUGCAUAUCAACUGGCAACGUCUACCAAGAACAUCAGAAACGCGGUGAACAAGCUGAAGUCCAACUUUUGGGCCCCAUCGUCCAGAGCGGCGAGAGACAUUAAGAGGAGUGAAGUGGUGAGACUGGCGAGACUGGUAGCGGGAACGGCCCAACAAGUCUUUCCUUUGACACAGGAGGUUGUCGAAGGAGUGGCGGCCUGCAUAAAAGAUGCCAACAUGAAGUCAGGUGACCAGUACCUGAACGAGCUCAAACUAUGUCAUAUAGAACAGGGCUUUGAUCUACCACCGUGGCUGGUGAGAACACUGGCUAUGUGCAAGAAAGCGCUGAUGAGGAACAAAGGCCCUGUCAAAAGAGCCAUAGAGGCAAAAUUGGAGGACAUAGAAGAGGAGCAGUGGGCAACCGAUGGUGCAGACGCUGACAACGGGAUCAAUCCUGCGCUCUCAUAUGCCUGGGCAUGUUUGUGGAUGUUGCGGGAAAUUGAGGCCAGUGAGUGCAAGUGGGAGCACAUACAGAUGGAUCGGCAACGAAAGACCGUUUCCUUGAUGAUCCCGAUCUCAAAAAUGGAUCAGGAUGCGAAGGGAAUCAAGAGAACUUUGCAAUGCUGCGGUGAAAACGUGUGUUCCAGGUUUUGCGCAUGGAAUGUUUGGCUCCGCAUGGUGGAAGAGUUUCCAAAGCGAAAAGAGAAGAAAGGAUAUUUGUUCACGGACAAGUUCAAGGGCAAGUUGAACAAGAACAAGAUGAUCGAGGCUUGGCGAAAAGUCACGAGAAAACAAGUGACAGGACACUCCGCCCGGAGGAGUGGGGCCAUGGAACAUGUCAGAAGAGGUUUACAAUUACAAGAAUUGGCAUUCCUCGGGCGAUGGAAGUCGGCUGUGGUCCUGACCUACGCCAAUGAUGCCUUGCAAGAAGUUCCUGCCAAUCGCAAUGGGAGGAACGAAACUCAAAUGGGAAAUGGCACAGGAUGGCAAAUACCGAUGGCAAAGUGGAAUACGGCUUGCGGCUGGAACUUCACCAAGAACCCUGAAAAGGUGCGCUUAUCAGUGGCACUACAGUUCAACCAGACCCGUUGUCGAAAAUGCUCGGAGGUGAUGAAAUCCCGCGACUUGGUCAGGGAGGGCAAAACUUUGGCAGGCUUCAUCACAGGUGAUCCCACCCACAAGUUUUCAGAAUUCGACGUGCAGAGGGCAAAACUUUGGCAGGCUUCAUCACAGGUGAAGCUGUGGCCAUGUUUGGCUCAUGACAUGGCCGAGUUGAUGGAUUUGACUGUCAGCAACUGCUGA
Messenger RNA from Cladocopium goreaui, 4863 nucleotides. The record is from the annotation of a GenBank genome assembly. Lineage: Eukaryota; Dinophyceae; Suessiales; Symbiodiniaceae.